Trichosurus vulpecula (common brushtail) is the source of this 396-nucleotide messenger RNA. Its product is annotated as 60S acidic ribosomal protein P2-like. The coding region runs from base 1 to 345 and encodes 114 amino acids. Gene Ontology annotation, biological process: cytoplasmic translational elongation. Gene Ontology annotation, molecular function: structural constituent of ribosome. Gene Ontology annotation, cellular component: cytosolic large ribosomal subunit; ribosome. Lineage: Eukaryota; Metazoa; Chordata; Mammalia; Diprotodontia; Phalangeridae. The record is from RefSeq and is a predicted model, not a curated record. The transcript has a single exon.
AUGCGCUAUGUGGCAGCCUACCUCCUGGCUGUUCUCGGUGGCAACGACUCCCCCAACUCCAAGGACCUGAAAAAGAUCCUGGACAGCGUGGGCAUCGAGACGGACGAGGAGCGAUUGAAAAAGGUCAUCAGCGAGCUGAGUGGCAAGAACAUAGAGGACGUGAUCGUGCAGGGGAGCAGUAAGCUGCCCUCCAUGCCCUCCGGUGGUGCUGUUGCUGCCAGUGCUGGUUCUGCUGCCCCAACUGCUGGUGGCCCUGCUCCUGCUGCUGCUGAGGAGAAGAAAGAAGAAAAGAAAGAGGAAUCAGAAGAGUCUGAUGACGAUAUGGGCUUUGGUCUUUUUGAUUGAGCAUCCACCCUGAUCCUUGAGCAAAUAAACCUUUUAUUUAAGAAAAAAAAA